Molecule: messenger RNA, 3134 nt
Organism: Sphaerodactylus townsendi
Lineage: Eukaryota; Metazoa; Chordata; Lepidosauria; Squamata; Sphaerodactylidae
Product: transducin-like enhancer protein 1
Biological process (GO): negative regulation of canonical Wnt signaling pathway; regulation of DNA-templated transcription
Cellular component (GO): nucleus; transcription regulator complex
Molecular function (GO): protein binding; transcription corepressor activity
Source: RefSeq, a predicted model, not a curated record
GCGCUGGUUCAUUGAUCGCUCUCCCCCGCAAAGCUGCUGGCCGGGAGGGGAGGGGGGCGUCCACGCACGGGAGACGGCGGCCCACCCCGCCCGCCCACCGACCCACCCUGCUCCUGGGCGUGCUGGAGGCGGCCGGGCUCCGGGGGCCCCGAUCCGGGCAUCAGCGGUUGGGAAUGAAAAAAGUAUAAACUGAUCUGGCGCAGCCGGUUCUGCUACUUAUAGGAAACUGGUGGUUUCUGAAUGUGUGAUUUUGGCACGUUUCGAGUGAAUGGUUUGGGAUUUCAGUGACCCGCUGACCCUUUUUCUCCGUCUCUCGUCCUGCCCGUCCGUCGCCCUCUCUGGCCAAGUCCAGUUCCGUUCUUUGGACUGCGUCUCUGACCUCAAGUUGCACGGCAAGGAGUGGGCGUAUGGUGUCGCCUCAACCAUGUUCCCCCAAAACCGACCUCCGACUCACUUACAAGCUCCGCCUGUCGCCACCGCAGCGGCGGCUGUUGCUGCCGCCGCCGCCAGCGUCAUUUCGACUGCCCCUCAGUCCUUGAAGCUGACGUACCCGGAGAUCUUGGAUCGCAUCAAAGAAGAAUUUCAGUUCCUGCAGAACCAAUAUCACAGCUUGAAGCUUGAAUGCGAAAAGCUGGCGACGGAAAAGACAGAAAUCCAGCGGCAUUAUGUCAUGUAUUAUGAAAUGUCCUACGGCCUGAACAUCGAAAUGCACAAACAGACGGAGAUCGCCAAGCGCCUCAACGUAAUUUGUGCGCAGCUCAUCCCAUUCCUGUCUCAAGAGCAUCAACAGCAGGUGGUUCAAGCCGUGGAACGGGCCAAGCAGGUGACUAUGGCAGAACUCAACGUGGCUAUUGGGCAUCAGCUUCAGGCACAGCACCUCUCCCACCAUGCGCCCCCCAUCCCAUUGACGCCUCACCCAGCCAGCGUGCAGUCGGCAAGCUUGGCGACCAUUGGCAGCGCUUCCGGGCUCCUGGCGCUCUCCGGGGCAUUGGGGGGUCAGGCCCAGCUUGUCGCGAAAGAUGAUCGAGGACUUCAUGAUGCCGAUCAUAGAGAGAGAGACCCUGGUCCCAGUUCUUUGGCCUUGUCCAACGGUGAAAGGAUGCGGGCCAUUUCAGACUAUUUGACCGGCAGCAAAAAGAGGAAGUCGGAAGAGAAAGACUACGGCACAGACUACGGGAGUGAUGGAGAGAAGAGCGAGGAUAAUCUCGUGGUGGAUGAGGUAGGAGCAGAAGCGUUGGAUUUGGGCCUUCUGCGAGCAAGCUGCGGGGUGGGGGGAGGACGGGUGUCGUUCGUGCUGACGUUUAACGAGCACGCCUUCAUCCCCAGAGCGUUGGUUGCUAGGCAUGCAAAAAGGUGUGAGGAGAAUGGGGUUGGGAAAACGCCGCAGAGCGUUGGCCGCAGGAGAGUCAGGGCAGUGGAGCAGUCAGGGUCAUCCGGCGGGCCGCAUGUGGCCCGCGGGCCGUAUAAUGCCCAGGUCUGCGAUAGACGGAUGCCAAACUUGAACCGCCCAGGUAGCUUGCAAAUACCUUCAGAGACCUUUUGCCCGUUUUUUCCUUGGUCUUUCUCACCUUGCCAGCUGAGACAGGCUACUCUGUUUGAAGGCUCUUUCCCCAUCUCUGCCCUCCCCAUGUCCAGGGCCUACUCCUUCCACGUGAGCGCCGACGGUCAAAUGCAGCCCGUCCCGUUCCCACCUGACGCCCUCAUCGGCUCCGGCAUCCCGCGGCACGCCCACCAGCUCCACACGCUAACCCACGGCGAAGUGGUCUGUGCCGUGACCAUCAGCAACUCCACCCAGCAUGUCUACACCGGAGGGAAGGGAUGUGUCAAGGUGUGGGACGUGGGGCAGCCCGGAGCCAAGAUGCCCGUCGCGCAGCUAGACUGCCUAAAUCGGGAGAACUACAUCCGCUCCUGCAAGCUUCUCCCGGACAGCCGGAGCCUCAUCGUGGGCGGGGAGGCCAGCACCCUCUCCAUCUGGGACCUGGCGGCUCCUACCCCGCGGAUCAAGGCCGAGCUGACCUCCUCCGCCCCGGCCUGCUACGCCUUGGCCAUCAGCCCGGACGCCAAAGUCUGCUUUUCCUGCUGCAGCGACGGGAACAUCGUAGUGUGGGAUCUGCAGAACCAGACUCUGGUUAGGCAGUUCCAGGGUCACACAGACGGGGCCAGCUGCAUCGACAUCUCCAACGACGGCACAAAACUCUGGACAGGAGGGCUGGACAACACUGUCCGGUGUUGGGAUCUGAGGGAAGGCCGGCAGCUGCAGCAACACGACUUUAGCUCCCAGAUUUUCUCCCUGGGCUCCUGCCCCACAGGCGAAUGGCUGGCCGUCGGGAUGGAAAGCAGCAACGUCGAGAUCCUGCACGUGUCGAAGCUUUCCGAGAAGUACUUUUGAAGCCUCCAUCUCCCCCUUAAUGAGAGCUGCGUCCUUGGUCUGCAAGGUUCGGCCUCCUUGGCGGUAGGUGGUCUCUUGCCUCGUAGGAAAUGCGGGAAAUGGUUUGUCAGUACGGGAAAGGAUAACCUCUUGAAUGCAUGGAGAACCCCUUAUGGAGCCAGUAUAUUCCAGUCGAAGGAAUCGUCCUCCGUCCUCAGCUGUGACAUUUCUACGGAUGACCAGUUCAUCGUCACCGGCUCCGGGGACAAGAAAGCCUCCGUUUAUGAGGUCAUCUACUGAGGAAGGUCGAUGGCCUCAUCAGAGACACUUAGCUGGGACAGGAGCUAACCACUCUCCCCAGUUUCCAGCCAAAGAAUAAAGCUUACAGGACCUUGGCCAGGGAGAGAGAGAGACAGCAGGGGCAGCAGCACACACACACACACCCGAACCACCACCACCGAGCACCCUACUUCUACGGCGGCGGGGGGAGAGAGAAAUAAUUCCUUUCAGAACAAAAGCGACGACGAAGGGAUUCCGGCGGCUGCUGCUUUGUUUCUCCCUGUGUUUCUUUUUUUUUUCUGGGGAGCGUUUUUGUCUUCGGGGGACUGUUUUUCUUGUGUAUUCGUUUUUUUUAAAAAAAAAUCUCGGGCUAAUAAAAGGGGGAAGGGGUUACUUGUGAUGGAAGAGAGCCAUUGCAGUCUCUUUUUGGUUUUUUUGGUUUUUGCUUUGACGGAUGUAUUUAAUAAUAAAAAAAAAAUCUACCGCA